AGCUCAACCUGGCCAACAACACGGUUGACAGAAACCAGAUGACUACAAGUUCCAACAGGGUUCAUACGGAUUGUGUUUCCAACCGGAAGCAUGGGCGUCAUAACCCUCCCUGCGGAAAAAGCUAUUCUCCGCACGGAACUGCCACAUCCCCUGGUGCGUCCCAGGACUCCAAGGCCGAAGAGAAUGGCUCGACACGACCCAAGAGAAAGACCAAGCCCAAUCGCGGUUUUGAUCCAGCUGCUCAAGUAGCCAGAGACGCUUCGGCCGUCGAGCAGCCUCCACCAGCUCCAGAUAGACCUCGUCCUGAUGGUUCAGGGGGCACAUUUCAGCUCAACCUGGCCAACAACACGGUUGACAGAAACCAGAUGACUACAAGUUCCAACAGGGUUCAUACGGAUUGUGUUUCCAACCGGAAGCAUGGGCGUCAUGACCCUCCCUGCGGAAAAAGCUAUUCUCCGCACGGAACUGUCACAUCCCCUGGUGCGUCCCAGGACUCCAAGGCCGAAGAGAAUGGCUCGACACGACCCAAGAGAAAGACCAAGCCCAAUCGCGGUUUUGAUCCAGCUGCUCAAGUAGCCAGAGACGCUUCGGCCGUCGAGCAGCCUCCACCAGCUCCAGGUUCGCACGGCUACUUCUCUACUUCGCAUGCACCCAUUCAGUAAUUAAUUACACACAUCUUGCUUCCCAUAUCCGCUAACAUAUAUACUCCGCGGCAUUUGCCGUUUCAGAUAGACCUCGUCCUGAUGGUUCAGGGGGCACA
This is a messenger RNA of Aegilops tauschii subsp. strangulata, 760 nucleotides long. NCBI's taxonomy places the organism in Eukaryota, Viridiplantae, Streptophyta, Magnoliopsida, Poales, Poaceae. The record is from RefSeq and is a predicted model, not a curated record.